UCCUGUUCAAACCCCAUGAUAUCUUCAUGGUUUUAUACGAGGGAAAACUUGAACUCUAGAGAUCCUGGGUAUUUUUUUUGUAAAACUGUAUUUGGUAAAUAUGCACUAUUCAACAUAAUAGCUAUUAAUAGAGUUGUAAUUUUUUUUAAUAGGGAUGUAGUGCUCACAAGCCAUCGUGAUUAUAAAGACUACAGAGAUACUAUACUAAGCAGGCCACUGGUAUUCUUCACAAAUGUGAAAAUAAAACCGGAUUCCCCAAAUGAAAAAACAUAUGCCUUUCUUGUGAACACUCGACAUCCCAAGAUAAGAAGACAGAUAGAGCAUGGUAUGGACAACGUAAUAUCCUCAGUGUUUGGAGAAAGUUAUAAACUUCGGUUUGAUUUCCAGGAGGUUGUCAAGAGCUUUUUUCCUCCAGGAAGCCACUUAGUUAAUGGAGAUGCCUUGAGCUUUUCCUUUGAGUUCAAAUCGGAUGCCCUGUUUGAUUUCUUUUAUUGGUUUGGAAUCAGCAAAAGCACUGUUGCAGUGAAUGGGAAAAUUCUGAAUUUGUCCAGCACCAACCCAGAAAAGAAGGAAAUAAUCACAAUGUUUCUUGAAAAAAUGAGUGAGCCACAUGCCCGCUUGAGCAACAGCUUUUCAGACAGAAAAUUUAGUGUUACCUCAAGAGGUUCAAUAGAUGAUGUUUUUAACUGCAGUCUGACACCACAACAAUCUUUAACAGAGCCCCCUAUGACUGUCUGGUCAACAGCAGCAGUUCAAGAAUUAGAAGAAAGAUCAGCAAAAAUAGUGAGAUUUAUAUAAACAUCAAAACCUUUUCAGCUGAAAAAUCACAUGCACAGCAGUGCAUUGAUGGGAGAGGAACUUCCUGAGAUGAGAGGAAUGGUGCAAGGGGAAGAUUUUUCUUUUUCUAUUUUUUUCUCCUCUCAGAUGUGAAAAAGUGGGGACUCUAUUCAGUUCUUUAUUCUUUCUUCCCACCAUCCUCCUUUUGAGAUUUUUUUUUUUUGAGGUGGACAUCUCAAUAGGAAGCAGAGUUAUCAGUGAGGUAGCAUAUGGCUUCUCUUUUCCUCAUCCCACAAUAUCAGGUCUGUUUCCUGAACACUACAAACCAUUCCUUUUUUGAACACAGAACUCUCCUGUGACAGUUGCUCCACUUUAUUUUCUUAAACCCAGAUGGAGAGAUGAUUAGCACAGAUCUCAUGAGGAUUUAGCAAUAUAAAACUGGGUUUCAAAUUUUGGGGCAGGGAAUUGUCAUUUCUAGAGUAUUCCAACAAAUAGACCCAAGUUAGGCCCUAUCUUUGCUGGCUGUGGAUCUGUUUCAGCAAUUUUUGCUGCAGCUUUUGAACUAUCUUACAGCAAAUUGUGAACUAUGAGCAAACUGUAUUAAGCACACAUUUUAAAAUUAAAAACCUAUGAAUUGGAUCCCUUUCCACAGAAACUAGACUAAGUUAUAAAUUAGUUGCGAUCUUUUUUUUGAUCUAUGCUUGAAUGUGUGUUUUUUUUCCCUUUUCUUGCAUAAAACAGCAUGUUUAUGCCAGUGGGAAACGGGGGACUAAGAAGGCUGCUCACGACCUAGUAGCUGGGAAUUGUGUUCACAGUAAAUUUCUUUUUGUUUUGUUGUUUUUCCCCCGUUCAGAGUGUGUGUGUGUGUGUGUGUGUGUGUGUGUGUGUGUGAAAUGCAGGCCCUAAAUUGAAGCGGUGGGUUUUAAAAAAACACUGCUUCAAAUUAGAGCUGAUUAAAACCCCCAUGUCAUGCAUACACCCCGCUGACUUACCUGCCUCUCUGGCGGAGAGGGGAGGGCGAACUGCUGGUGGGUGGAGCAGUACCCACGCUGUGGAGGGGGCUGGUGUUUCUCUCUAAAGCAGCGGCAGCCCCCCACCAGGUGGCACCCAGCUUAGGCCGUUCCGGGGGGGCACUGUAGCCGCAGAAGGAAGCACUGGGCCCCCGCGCAGCUUAGGCAAGCAGGUAGGCAGGCUCCGGAGUUGGGGGUGGAAAUCGAGCUCAUCACUUCUUGGGUAGAGCCUGCUUUCCUGGGCUGCUGUCAGGCUGCCUGCAUGGGCUUCCUGCAGGGCUGCAUGGAGCCUGGUGCUUCACUUCACAGCUGUAGGGGCAGCAAACUAGAACUCCUUCAAGGAGUUUUAGUUUGCUGCACCCCAACUCAUUUAAGGCUCAUUACACAGCUGUAUUUCCUACAGCAGCUGGAAUCAAUACGCCGCUGAGGCAUGCAAAAACCAACACCAUUAAAGCGGUGCCCGCUUGAAAGUGACAUGUCCCUCGUUUUGUCUACACAUGGCCUAUGAUCCAAUUCUUGGUCUAAGGAAGAUUCCCACCCUCUCCCACACUCCCACCUAGGGAGGAAAAAAAAAAAGAGUCUUGUGGUUAAGACUAGGGACUAAGAAUCCUAGCCAUUCCACAUGCUUCCAUAAGAUAUUGAUCCAAGUAAUUUCACCUCCUUAUGCCUUCAUUUAUAAAACUAUAAAAUUGGAAUGAUAUUUAAUCUACCUCACGGGAGCAUUGUGAGGCUUUAUCCAUUAAUGUUUGUAAAGCACUUUUGGAGUUUCGUAAAAGAGGUGCUAAAUAAAUGCAGUGUUACUGUACUUUUUUUUUUUUUUUUUUUUAACUUGGGUUCAUGCCAAUAACCAGAUUGGAGGUAGUUGCAGUCUUCAACUACAAGUUAUUCAUGCUGAUACAGUCGGCUAGUUUGCAACAACUUUGAACUUCAUCACUGUUACUUACAUCAUUAAUAAAACACUUUGUGGUUUAUUUGCCACUUAUUCGUUACAGUAUUCCAUGACUAAAAUAUAUUCUAAACAAAAGACCAGUCAAUAUAAUAUUUUUUCCAAAGGAGGUGUUAAUACAAAAUGGGACUGCAUGUUCACUUUAGCUUUAAUAGGCUGAGAUUUUUAGCUGUAAUUUUUUUGUUUGACUUUUGUUUUGAGAGCUAAUCUAACUUUCUUUUCUAGUAGCUUUUAAAGUGUUAAAUCAGUCUUGAGGAUUCUUCUUCACAACUUUUAACCCAGCUAUUGUUGUUAAUGCUAUUUGAGCCACAUAUCUUCUUCAUUGAAUGACUGAUCAGUAAGAACUGGUUGAGUUGCUGAGAGAGAGUACAUCUUGCACCUGUGUCUAGCAACGCUGACAUUCUUGAUGAUUUGGCAGGAAAUCUAAAAUGUUAAAAUAAUCUAUAGACCAAGGGGCAUAUAGAGAUUGCAAGUACUGUGGUCAUUUAAGAAUUAUAGUAAUGAUAAAAAUAAACUCCAUGGCAGAGAUCCAUAAGGUAACUUUUCAGGAAACUUUUUGGAGGAGAACUGUGUCAAUAGCAAUCAUCCAGCCUAUAUUUUGCAUAAUGUAUAUUUACUUUGAAAAAAUGGGACUUUGAAAACCUUUUGUGUGUUUGUUAUGCAUUUGCAUGAAAACAGCAGUUUGCCACAGUUACUUUUCUUAACUUUUUUUUUUAUACAAAUAGUAUUUUGAGUACAGCUGACUCUUAAAAUACCACGUUAUGUAAUAAUGUACUGGUGCUGUUGAAGUUCUAAAGUAUUUUACUAUUUCUGAUUUUAUGUGAGUAUAAUAUACCCAUAUACAUAAAAUAAUUUGACAUUCUUAUCUGUUGAGGACUGUGCAUAUUUUCUGAAAAUAUCUUAAACUUGCACAUUCAGAAAACAUAGCCUUAUAUGCUGGGUGUGAAAUAACACUUAAUACUGAAUUUAUACACUAGUGGAAUCUCCCUAGAGAGACUAGCCAUCUUGCCUUGUAAAUGAAUUUUAGACGUACUUUCCCAGCGCUACGUUUUAUAGGACCAAACAAAUUGUAUGUAAAUAUUUUUUACUUCUGUUUUAAGGACCUUGCACAUUAAAACAUAAAAGUAAAUUUUUUUCAUAUGCAGGCAAAUAUUGUAACACCUAUUUUACCUUUUCCAUAUUUUCAUCUUUUAAAAAAGCCAACAAACCUCAAAGAUUUUCUACUGAAGUUAAAAAGAGUAGGAUCACACACAUCACAAGUACACCUAUAGUAAUGUUAAAAAAUAAUUGAUACAAAGACUUUUUCUAAAAAGCUUUGGAGAAUAACUGAUUUUUCUUUCUGUUUGUAUAGAUAUGAUACACAUCUCUUUUGUACAUUUGUCUUUUAUGAAUCAUUAAAAGGAAGACUUUUAGAAACUGA
Alligator sinensis (Chinese alligator) is the source of this 4153-nucleotide messenger RNA. RefSeq names its product mesenteric estrogen dependent adipogenesis (gene MEDAG). Gene Ontology annotation, cellular component: cytoplasm. The record is from RefSeq and is a predicted model, not a curated record. The coding region runs from base 16 to 798 and encodes 260 amino acids. The transcript is spliced from 4 exons. NCBI's taxonomy places the organism in Eukaryota, Metazoa, Chordata, Crocodylia, Alligatoridae.